Lottia gigantea (owl limpet) is the source of this 372-nucleotide messenger RNA. RefSeq lists its product as hypothetical. The record is from RefSeq and is a predicted model, not a curated record. Gene Ontology annotation, cellular component: endoplasmic reticulum; cytosol. The annotation marks the transcript as partial. The transcript has 3 exons. Lineage: Eukaryota; Metazoa; Mollusca; Gastropoda; Lottiidae.
GGUCCAGAAGGGACGUGUUUUGAGGGGGGGAUAUUCCCAGCCAGACUUACUUUCCCCUCCGAUUACCCUCUCAGCCCCCCGAAGAUGAAAUUUACAUGCGAAAUCUUCCACCCUAACAUUUAUCCCGAUGGUAGAGUCUGUAUAUCGAUAUUACACGCUCCCGGAGAUGAUCCCAUGGGUUACGAAACUAGCGCAGAAAGAUGGAGUCCAGUUCAAAGUGUAGAAAAAAUAUUAUUAUCUGUUGUCAGCAUGUUGGCAGAACCUAAUGAUGAAAGUGCCGCCAAUGUGGAUGCUGCGAAAACUUGGAGAGAAGAUAAGACAAAAUUCCAGGAAGUUGCAGAAAGGACAGUUCGAAAAUCUCUAGGGUUAUAA